AUUUUGCGAGUUUUUGGAUUAAAAUUUCACGUAAGAAAAUUGAAUUAAGUCAAUUGAUAAUUAAAGAAAUCGAAUAAAAAUUUGACGAAAUUCAAAAGUAGAUAUAACUCCUCCUCAAUAGGGACCAUUGAAAAAAUGAGUGCAUUAUCUCGAUGGUGCAUUAUCUCAAUGGUGACUGUAUGUCGAUACCAUUUAAUUAAUUGUGAUGGUUUCAUUGCAGUUUAACGUGUGCAAAUGUUAAUUUGUGUAAAACAUUUGUGACAUACCUUCACUUGUUUAUCUCUCUCCGACAGCUUACUAAUCUUAUUCUCUGUUUACUCAGUGAAUUUGUUCCUAGUGAAUCCAGUAAUUAAUUGAUACUGCCAAUUAAUUAAUCCAACUAAUUAAAACCAAGUGAUUACAACUAAUCGGAGUAAUACUUCUUUGGAUUGAGUGAAACACAUAAGUGACAAUGGACAACGAAAGGAAAAAAUUAAAACAGAAUGAGAAGAUUCUCAAAGUGAUGAAAAUGGACAAAGAUGCUCUUCUACCUACAAGAGCGACAACUGGCAGUGCAGGACUGGACUUAAUGAGCUCGGAGAAUAUCAUCAUUAAAGCAAACACCGUAUCAAAGGUUAAAACAGGAAUAUGUGCUGUGGCCCCAGAAGGAUGCUACCUGAGAGUGGCUCCAAGGUCAGGACUCGCGCUCAAAGACUGGAUCCAAAUAGGUGCAGGUGUAAUUGAUGGAGACUACCGAGGAGAAAUCGGAGUGGUAUUAAUCAACAUGAAAGAUAAGGACUUCUCAGUUAGAAAAGGUGACAAAAUAGCUCAAAUUAUAUGCGAGAAGAUAGAGGUACCCAAGGUUAUAGAGGUCAUGGAGAUGGAAACAACUCAAAGAGGUGACAAGGGAUUUGGCUCAACAGGGAUUAACUAAUGAUACCAUAUCAAACAAUGAAAAACAAAAGAUAUAAUAUAAACUAAGAAAAGAUUCUUUUUUAAGAACCAACAAAUCAGAAAAGCCUUAAGCUUCCAAAGUAUAUGACACAGAAAUAAUGUAACAGAAUACCUCAAGAUAAUAGAUUACAAUAAGAUAAUCUCUAAA
Messenger RNA from Tetranychus urticae (two-spotted spider mite), 1081 nucleotides. The record is from RefSeq and is a predicted model, not a curated record. NCBI's taxonomy places the organism in Eukaryota, Metazoa, Arthropoda, Arachnida, Trombidiformes, Tetranychidae.